Messenger RNA from Entamoeba invadens IP1, 474 nucleotides. RefSeq lists its product as hypothetical. The record is from RefSeq and is a predicted model, not a curated record. Lineage: Eukaryota; Evosea; Mastigamoebida; Endamoebidae. The transcript has a single exon. Bases 1 to 474 code for a protein of 157 amino acids.
AUGGAAACACUUUUGGUUUUAUUUGGAUUGAAAGUGUUCAAUAAUAUUGGACCACAUUCCCAAAAUUUAUUGAAAAGAGGAUUUUCAUCCUUUUCUUUUUUUGUGAUUUCUUCAAGCUCAUUAAUUGCGUUUUCCCGUUUUUGCGUCUUCUUCUGUUUCUUUUUUAUAUUUUUUUGUUUUCAUUUUAGUAUUUUUUGUUUUCUUUUUUCCCCGAUAUUUUUAGCUUCCUCUGCCUCUUUUUUUCUUUUUUCAAUAUAUUUAAUUUUAUUUCGUUGUCGGUGUUUUUUGGUCCCAUCCAAGCGGCAAUUCUUUUGUUUUUCUUACAGUCCCGAUUACUUCAACAUUUUCUUCCUUACAUUUUUCAAAUUUUUUAAUUCGAUAAAUCUUGAAUCCAUUUGUAUUUUUAGAGUGUCGGUUUUGUUGAUUUUUUUAACGCCCUCAAUCAACUUCUCUGCCAAUUUUCUCCCGACGUGA